AUGAUAUCUUCUAGAGUCCAAGGUACCUUACCUAGCAAUACCGAAGCAAAUCCAAGAGAGCAGGUGCAAGCCAUUACCAUGAUGAGUGGUAAGGAGCUGCAAGAGGUGGAGAAGAAAGCAAAGGAAGAAGGUAAGAUGGGAGCAACCCUAGAAACCAAAAAGGAGGAAGAGCAGUCUGAUUCAAAGAAAGAGACAAGUCAACAGCUGCAAGUACCAUUUCCCAAUAGGCUUAAGCGACACAAAAUGGAAAAGGAAUUUGGUAAGUUUCUUGAAAUUUUCAAGAGUUUACAUAUUAACAUUCCUUUUGCAGAUGCCUUAGCCCAGAUGCCACACUAUGCAAAGUUCCUGAAGGAAAUAUUGGUGAACAAAAAGAAACUGGGAGAUGUGGCUACAGUUGCACUGAAUGAAGAAUGCUCAGCUAUCCUCCUCAACAAGCUGCCUCAGAAACUGAAAGAUCCAAAGAGUUUUACUAUUCCUUGCACAAUAGGCAGUUUAAAGAUUAAUAAGGCUUUGUGUGAUUUAGGAGCUCUGAUGCCCUAUUCGGUUUUUAAGAAAUUAGGGUUGGGUGAACCCCAACCCACUAGAGUUGCAUUGCAAUUAGCUAAUAGGUCCAUAAAGCAUCCUAGGGGAAUCAUAGAAGAUGUGCUUGUUAAGGUAAACAGGUCGGCUGAUCCCCUUGAGCUAUGCAUACAAGAAGGAGAAGCCAUAAUGGGAGAAAACGAAGAAAUUCAAAGCAUGGUGGUGUACCUGAAUUCCAAUCCACAGUUUCAAGGGAAGGGGUUCAUCAAGUUGGAGAACUUGGACAGACCCUCGAUGCUAGAAAGCAAGCCUUCAAUUGAAGAGCCGCCCACCCUUGAGCUGAAGCAACUCCCACCACACCUGGAAUAUGCCUUUUUAGAAGCACCUUCAGCCCUACCAGUGAUCAUAUCAACAGACUUGACCUCUUUGUAG
Nelumbo nucifera (sacred lotus) is the source of this 951-nucleotide messenger RNA. NCBI's taxonomy places the organism in Eukaryota, Viridiplantae, Streptophyta, Magnoliopsida, Proteales, Nelumbonaceae. The record is from RefSeq and is a predicted model, not a curated record.